CGGAGGAAUACUGGAGUGCACAGCGGCGCAGCUGCGCAGAGACGCAGGAGAGAGAGAAUAAAUGCUGUAGUGUUAACAUAUUUAUUUUUUGCUCAUAAUCACACGUAUCGCGAUUAUGCCGGGAAUGAUGGACAAAGGGUCGGAAUAUCUGGGGAAAGGUCGCUCAAAUGGAACGAAAAGCCCGUCGAACGCCUCGAAUGGACAUUUUUCAGACGAGAGCGGCAGUGACGACGAGCACGAUGUGGGCAUGCGUGUGGGAUCAGAUUAUCAAGCUAAUAUUCCAGAAUUUGAUCCAGGUUCCACAAAAUACAGUGACAAAGACAGUGGUGGAAUGUUGGUUUGGUCUCCAUAUCACACAAUAGUCGACUCUAAAUUGGACGAGUACAUUGCGAUUGCAAAAGAAAAGCAUGGAUACAAUGUUGAGCAGGCUCUCGGCAUGCUCUUCUGGCAUAAACACAACAUUGAGAAAUCUCUCGCGGAUCUCCCAAACUUCACCCCCUUCCCUGAUGAGUGGACGGUGGAGGACAAGGUGUUGUUUGAACAAGCAUUCAGUUUUCAUGGGAAGAGCUUUCAUAGGAUCCAGCAGAUGUUGCCAGACAAAUCCAUAUCCAGUCUUGUGAAGUACUACUAUUCGUGGAAAAAAACACGGUCCCGGACAAGUCUAAUGGACCGGCAAGCGCGAAAGCUGGCGAACCGGAGUAAUCAAGAUGAAAGUGAAGAAGAGAUGGAAGAAUCCAACCCCGUUGAGGCCAAUGACAGUGAUUAUGACCCUACGAAAGAGGCAAAGAAGGAGAGUCAAGCAGAACCUCAGACACUAAGUUCCAAAAUUGGACUGGGACGGAGAGACCACCAGACCCUGCAGCACCGUCACCACAGCCAGCGGUCAAAGUGCCGCCCACCCAAAGGCAUGUACCUCACACAGGAGGAUGUGGUGGCCAUCUCCUGCAGCUCCAGUGCAGCAAACUCUGUCCUGCGUCAGCUGGACAUGGAGCUGGUGUCCCUGAAACGACAGGUUCAAAAUGCCAAGCAGUUGAACAGCGGACUUAAACAGAAGAUUGAAAAUGGAAUUGAUGAAUUCAGACUGCCUGAGUGCACCCAAAAAAUUAACGCCCGCUGGACAACAGAUGAGCAGCUCUUGGCAGUACAAGGAGUAAGAAAAUAUGGGAAGGACUUCCAGGCUAUUGCUGAUGUCAUUGGGAAUAAAACAGUGGGACAGGUAAAGAAUUUCUUUGUGAACUAUCGGCGGCGGUUUAACUUGGACGAGGUGCUUCAGGAAUGGGAGGCGGAACAGGGAACUCAUACUCCCAAUGGAGAUGGAGCCAAUUCUGGUGAGGAUGGGAAAAACAGCAACACCUCCUCAGGGAAGAGCACCGAUGAAGAAGAGGAAGAGGGUCAGGUGACCCCAGCCUCUGGUCCAUCUCCUGUAGCCACAUCAUCAUCUCUGACAGCAGCCACCAGCUCCACCUCUCUCAACCAACCUCCACCCCUUUUGCGUCCAUCUCUUCCUGCCACCCCAGCAUUACACCGGCAGCCGCCACCUCUGCAGCAACAAGCCCGCUUCCUUCAGCCCCGUCCUGCCCUGAACCAGCCACCCCCACUCAUUCGACCCUCCAACCCCCUCCCUCCACGCCUCAACCCCAGACCAGCAGCACCCAUUUCCAGCACGGCCACCGCAGCGCCAGGGCAGCAGCCGCCCACUCUGGUGGGCAUCCCAUCUGAGACGCCCUCCUCCUCUCUACACUAAUGUGUUUUAUAAAUCUAUGGCAUUGCAGUUGAAGGUAAUAAUUAGUUAGCAGUGCUCAUUGUGAAUACUAGAAAAAAAGAUUGUUUUAAACUGUAUAUAUUAGUUAUGUAACUUUAUUUAUUUGAACUGUUUUUUUAUUUUAGAUUUUGUAAUCAUGUCGUAACAUUGUACUUUUAAGGGUUAGUUCACCCCAAAAUGAAAAUUGUCAUUAAUUACUCACCCUCAUUUCGUUCCACACCCGUAAGUGUUUCGUUCAUCUUCUGAACACAAAUGAAGAUCUUUUUGAUGAAAUCUGAAAGCUUUCUGUCCCCCCCCAUAGAUUUAGCUGCCACUUUGACUCUUCAAAAAGUUCAUAAAAGAGAUCACAUGACCCACCGGUAGUAAUGGCGGUGUAGUUCGAUUGCUCCCUGACUCGGUAUUCCUUAUAUAUUUGUUUUCAGUUAAACCAUCAACACUUGGUUAGUUUUGGUUGCUCUACUUACGGUGCAACGAAUGAGGAUGGCAAAACGUCAAUUAACGUUGGCUUCUCCAGAGAAAAAGAGAGUUAAAGAUCCUAACGUUCCUGAGGGGGAACUUCGCGCCAUUGUUGCAGAUGAGCUGAAGAUGCACCUCGGCUUCGUCAGGGAACUGUUUAAGGAAGAAUUCGCCCCGAUCGCGGAUAGACUUGGAGUCCUGGAAGAGGAUGUUCGUCUGAUAAGAAACAACUUUGACAACAUGCAGGCUGCUCUCCGUAACGUGAAAAAAGACACCGUGGAAAUCAAGGUAGUAGUGGACUCCCUUCAGGAAAAGUUGGCGAGAAUUGAAGACAAAAACUGCCAGUCUAAUGUCCGUUUAGUGGGACUUAAAGAGGGUGUAGAAUGAGAUGACCCUCUACGAUUUAUACAAAAUCACCUUCCUAAAUGGAUUCCCUCUCUCGCUGGCAAGGUAUUGGAGGUCGAAAGAGCUCACCGUAUAUACAGCGGUGAGCGCGCGAAAUCUACCCCUCGUACAUUCAUCUUCAAGAUGCUGCGGUAUCAAGAUCGGAAUGCGAUCCUGAAUGGAGCUCGAGGUGUUGGAGAAAUUCUUCAUAAUGCAUCUCCGUUGCUUUUCUUCCCAGACUACAGCAAUCAAACUGCGUCCAAGAGGAGAUCGAUGGCAUUGGCAAGGAAGAAACUAACCCAUUUGGGAAUAACGUCUUUUUUGCUUUAUCCCGCGGUAGUGAAAGUCACUCACCAAGGGAAGGUUUCACUUUUUGAGACACCGGCGGAGGUUGAAAAGUUUGUCCGCAAUCUGGAUCCCAUCGCAAAUUCUUCUCUGAAGGGAGUUUCAGUGCCUGUGUCACAAAAAUCCGAGGAUAGUAAGUAUGAAUCUGCAGUUCCCAUGGAGGACCAUACUGAGGCGGUUUGACUGACUAUUUUUUCAUCCGAAAAAUGACCGGGUCAGGUGUUGACGGACGAGCCGGACUGCUUGUUGGCCGCGUAUCCAAAGAUCGUUACUUUGUGGGCAGGUAGAAGAGUGUGUUUCAACUGUUUGCUUACUGCCCAUUUUGUUACUGUUCUUGUUUGCGUUUUUCUGUUCUAUGCCCAAGUCCGCCCACGUAAGUUUAACCAAUUUUAUGUUUACAUUUAUAUGUGUAACGUUAUUUGUAUGUACAUGUAUGUGUAUGCAUAUAUUUCGUUUGCCGCUAUCUUUCCUGGGGAUUAUUUUAUGGUCCUCCCACCUGUUUAUUCUGGUUGGUCUGGAUAUCGCUGUUACUCAAUAACAUGGCUAUAAAUAUAUUGUCAUGGAACGUUAAUGGUCUAAAUAGCCCUAUUAAACGAACCAAAUGCUUAGAUUACCUAAGAUGUAAAAGGGUCUCCAUCGCCCUUAUUCAAGAGUCUAAUUUGAAAUCAGAUGACGUACAUCGCUUUCAAAAUAGAUACUUCAAAGUGAUCUCCUCAUCUUCGGCUGGCAAUAAGACCAAAGGAGUGCUGAUACUGUCUAGGCGUUCUACUAAUUUUUCAAUUAUACGUUCUGGUGGAGAUACAGAAGGCAGAAUUACCUAUGUUGUUGGUUCCCUAAAUAAUACUAAAUAUGCUUUUAUGUCUAUAUAUGCACCUAACGAGGGUGAUCCCCUAUUUUUUCAAGAAUUAUUACGUUUAGUUUUAAAUUUGGAAGACUGUCUUGUGGUUUUAGGGGGCGAUUUUAAUGCUGUGUUGGAUCCUCAGCUAGAUAGAUCUCAGGCCUCUAAGCCUGAUUCAGUGAUUACUGGAUGCUUUAACUCAUUUUUGCGACACUCUAACAUAUGUGAUGUCUGGCGUCUGCAAAAUGACGGUGCCAGGGACUAUACAUUCUUUUCAGCUUGUCAUAAGAGCUAUUCAAGAAUAGACUAUUUACUAAUAAAUGGAAUAAGAGAAGGGGACAUAAGUAAAGUUGAUAUCCUGCCACUUUUAUCUGAUCAUUCCCCUGUAAUUACUACCCUAACACCUGUAUCGUUGGGCUCCAGACCCAACCGCUGGAGAUUUAACACCUCCCUGUUACAGGACUGUACUUUUGUGGCUGAAAUAUGAAACUCUUUGAAGGAAUUUUUGCAGAUUAACACUGAUUCAGCCUCUAACCCUCAAGUAUUGUGGAGCGUAGAGAGAGUCGUAAAAUUGAAUUAGAAAAACAAAUUGAUCUGCUAGAGAAGGAAUUAAAAGGUAAAUUUAGUGAUAUCAAAGCCAAAGAAUUAAAUGUUCUUAAAUCAGAAUUAAAAUCUAUAUAUUUGCAUAGAGCUGAAUUUAUUAUACAUCGUACCAGGCAAUCUUAUUAUUUCUAUGGAGAACGCACCUCUAAGCUUUUGGCUUUAAGGUUGAAGGAUGGUGAAUCCAAAGCCAGUAUAUCUGCUAUUAGACAUGAGGGUUCAGUGUAUACUCAACCUAAGGAUAUAAAUAAAGUGUUUGAAUCAUAUUAUCAACAGUUGUAUACUUCAAAAUUUGUUGUGUCAGUGCUGGAUUCUGAUUUAUUCCUUAAGCAUUUAAAUCUUCCUAAAUUGAAUGAUUCUCAGUGUGAUAUACUGGACAGUCCCUUGACAAUUGAAGAAUUAAAAUCUGCCCUGGAUUCCAUGAGCAAUAAUAAAGCUAAGCUUAGAUGGGAUUCCCCCGGAGUUAUUGAAGAUAUUAUGGGACAUAGUGGCUCCAUUGAUACUUAAUUCUUUUAGUUUUGCUUUAGAAAAAGGUGCUCUACAUAGAGACCAAAACACAGCUUUGAUAACUUUACUGUUGAAGAAAGGAAAGGAUCCCCUUGAGUGUUCUAGUUACAGGCCAAUUGGCCUCCUAUCCACAGAUUCAAAGCUAAUGGCAAAAGUUUUGGCCUUAAGAUUGGAUCGGUGUGUAGGAGACUUGAUCAAGUAUGAUCAGUCAGGUUUUUUUAAGGGGGAGAUUUGCUGCAGACAACAUAUGUAGGCUUCUUCAUGUUAUUCAACAAGCAGACACCUAUAUAGCUUCCUGGAAUUUUUUUGUGGUCUGUCCUGAAGCAUUUUGGACUUGGUUCUUUUUUCCUGCAUGCUGUCAAAACUAUCUAUUUUGAGUGUUCAGCAAGAGUACUUACUGGUCCCCAUAUCUCUCCUUCCUUCUGCCUAGGCAGGGGUACUCGUCAAGGAUGUCCCCUCUCACCCUUGCUUUUUAAUUUAUCAUUAGAGCUUUUGGCAAAAGCGAUUAGACAAUGCUAUGCAAUAGUUCCUAUAAGCUGUAUGAAUACGACCCAUAAAAUUUCACUCUAUGCUGACGAUAUUCUUUUGUAUCUAUCAGAUAUCACAGAUUCUGUUAGUGAAUGCUUAAAAUUAUUCGAUACAUUCGGUAAAUUGUCUGGUUACAAAAUUAAUUGGAGCAAAUCCGUACUUCUGCCCCUUAAUAUAGCUGCUAAAUCAGAGAUUCAGGCCUUACCCACUAUGAUUCCAGUUACCGACCAGUUUAAUUAUCUGGGGAUUAGAGUUUUUUUUUUCUUCACUUUCACACAUUGCCAAAUGGAACUAUCAGUCUCUUCUUGAUAAGAUUAAAAGCAAUCUUCUGUGUUGGUCUCCAUUCUGUUUGGCUCUUCAUGGUAGGAUAGCCACUGUUAAGAUGAAUAUACUUCCGAGGUUGAGCUUUAUAUUCUCUACGUUACCUCUGGCACCACCUAUUGGUUACUUUAAAGAGCUUAAUACAGUGGUAACAAAGUUCUUAUGGAAUAAUAUACGGCCUAGAAUUCGUCUUAAAUCUAUGUACCAGCUGAAACCCCAUGGUGGAUUAUCGCUACCAGAUUUUUGGUCCUAUUAUUUAGCGUACCAAGUGAGACCGCUUAGGACUUGGAUUGAUGUUGACUCUCCUGUGUCAUGGCGGGCCUUAGAAAAUAAUAUUAUUUACCCAUUGCGUCUACAGGAUUUACCUUUUACUGGAAUACCUAAGGUUUUGGAAAAGUUUGGUCCAAUUAUGUCAUUCUAUUAAAAUCUGGAAAGCGGCAGAAAAGAUCAUGGGAGCUUCAGAUUCCUAUAGCAAUUCUACCCCUAUUUGGCAUAACAGUAACCUCUGUACAGGUAAUAAACCGUUUAUUUCUAAAUGCUGGGUUGAACGUGGUAUUUAUACCCUAAAAGAUCUGUACAAUGAUUAUGGGCUUAAGUCCUUUCAGAUCCUACAAGUUGAAUUCUCUCUCUCCCAGGAUUUUCCUUCUUUUUGUAUUUAAGAUUAAGAUCUGCACUAAAAGCUUAUGGAGUACCCUGGUCGACUAAAAUAUCUCCUCACUUUAUGAUAGAGACCUUAACACCAUGAUUAAUUGGGACUCUGUCUGGGGGAAUUGUUUUGCUACCUCAAAAAAUCCGGCCCACCAAAUUAUUCAUUAUAAAUUAAUUCAUAAAGCAUAUGCCAGUCCCUGUUUACUAUAUAAAAUGGAAAAAGUCUGAUCCUUUUUGUCACUUGUGUGAAACCUAGGUACAUAUAUGCAUAUGUUCUGGGACUGUUCUCGAAUUGAGCAGUUCUGGUCUUCAGUCCGGGACUUAUUGAUAGAUCUUCUGAAGACUCAGAUCCAAAAGGACCCUCUGGUUUUUCUUUUGCUAGAUGACUCUUCACUAUCACUGUCUGUCAAUCAAAAGAGGAUUCUGUCAGCUGCCCUUACUGCUGCUAAAAAGGUUAUCCUAAAACUGUGGUUGGAACCAUCUACCCCAGCUAUGUCCACUUGGAUGUCCUAUUUGCUGGACAUUGCUCUUUUGGAGAGCACCACAGCUAAAAUGCAUGGUGCCACCAGAAGGACAAUACAAUUUUGGUUGGACCUUAUUGAGACUUUAUCAAAAAUGUUAAAAUCUUGAUCUAUUUAUUUUUAUUAAGUCUUAUUGUAUCUUUUUUUUAUGAUUGUGGGUGGAUCUUGGGCUUUUUGUAAAUAGUUAUAAACUUAAAAUGUUUAAUAAAGAAUCUCAAAAAGUUCAUAAAGAGAUCGUAAAACUAAUCCAUAUGAAUUGUGCGUUUUAGUCCCAAUUUUCUGAAGAGACUAUAUAAUAAACAUUUAAUUUAGGCUUUUAUUCACAUAUAAACAUUCAUCAACUCACACAUCAGUUGUGGUAAACAGAAGCUCAAGAGCCAAUGAGGUUCGUUUCGUGUUAGGCAGCAUAUUUGAGCUUCCAGAAGAGGUUCUCAUGGGGCAAGCAGGUUUGGUUGAGCUUCUGAUUAUGUUCACUGAUCAAUGUUUAUAUGUGAGUAAAAGCCUAAAUUAAAUCUGUUUAUCAUAAAAAGUCUCUUCAGAAAAUUUGGACUAAACCGCUCGAUUCAUUUUUUUUUUUUUUUUUUUAAGAUCUUUUUAUGAACUUUUUGAAGCAUCAAAGCAUUGUGUAGCUGUCUAUGGAGAAGUCAGAGAGCUCUCAGAUUAUCAAAAAUAUCUUAAUUUUGUGUUCCGAAGAUGAACGAAAGUCUUGCAGGUUUGGAACGACAUGAGGGUGAAUAAUUAAUGAUAGAAUUUUUAUUUUUAGGUGAAACCUUUAAGUCUUUAAAAAAAAUUGUGUUCUGUCUCAGCACUUUUCCUUGUAUCUACGGUGUAACGGUGAACCUCUUUAAACCGGGUUUGCUUGGCAUCUUGUUGUUCCUCUGUGAUUGUGAUUGUCUUGUCAUGUUGUUUCAUAUUUUAAUAUUUGGUGCUACAGAAUGACAGAAAAUCACCUGUCCAGAUUCUCUUGCCAUCAAAGUGCUCUUAACAAGUAAGAAAAUAUAAUCUCAUACUUAUGAAUCACUAAUGAAAAUCAUAGAAGAAUCUUACUGUCACCUUUUUCAUGAGUUUUUUUUGUUUUCAUAGUUACCAAAAACUUUCUUAGUCCCUUUUUUAGUAUGAAACACUUUGAUGUCAUUUUAUAAUUUUUGUUAAUGAACAUUAAUUUGGUUUACUUUAUAAACCUGUUUGACAUGCAUAAAUGUGUAAACGAUCCACACUUUCCAACCAGACAUUAAGCUGUAUUUCAUUAGUGGUGUGCUGUUGGUUGAUCAGAAGUUGCAUGUAGCAUGACCCUAUUUUCCACUGCUGCAUAACAGUGCAGGAUUCUGAAGUUUUAGGAUGGGGCUGAACUUUGGAUUGGAGAUCAGUGGGCCAUGGACAUGCACAUCAUUCUCCAAUUAAGGUCUAUAUUCUGGGUAAACCUUUAUUCUGAAAAGAUGUUUACAUGCUCCACAACUUUAAAUAUUACUGUCUACAUGUAAUGAACAUUAUCUGAAUAAACCAGUGUACUUUC
Molecule: messenger RNA, 8423 nt
Organism: Ctenopharyngodon idella (grass carp)
Lineage: Eukaryota; Metazoa; Chordata; Actinopteri; Cypriniformes; Xenocyprididae
Gene: rcor3
Product: REST corepressor 3
Exons: 12
Coding region: 116-1744 (542 amino acids)
Biological process (GO): negative regulation of DNA-templated transcription; regulation of transcription by RNA polymerase II
Cellular component (GO): transcription regulator complex; histone deacetylase complex
Molecular function (GO): transcription corepressor activity
Source: RefSeq, a predicted model, not a curated record